Corylus avellana is the source of this 2963-nucleotide messenger RNA. Its product is annotated as AT hook motif-containing protein. The record is from RefSeq and is a predicted model, not a curated record. NCBI's taxonomy places the organism in Eukaryota, Viridiplantae, Streptophyta, Magnoliopsida, Fagales, Betulaceae.
AAAAAAAGAAAAAAAAAAAAGGCUUCUUUCUGUUUAUUAUUUGAUAAUCUUUGCAACAUAUAGCAAACCAUCAGAAAAUUAGUUCCUAUAUGUCAUUGGUAUGGAGCAUAAUGUUAGCUGUUUUUGUGGUACAGAAGCUUCAAUUCAAUUGUUGCAUUUGUAUUUAAUGGUGCCUUGUGAGAUUUCUGGAAAUAUAGAAAUGUAAAAUUCCAACACCUAUUUCCUUUUCCAACAUCAACCAAUGGUUGCAGCGAAUGUGUAAUUUUGGUUAGUUGGUCUUCAUUGCUUCCAUUCAAUUUUUCCCUCUUUGGGAUCAAAGUCAAUAAAACAAUUGAACCUGUUGGUAAUUGCUAAUAUAAGUUUCCAUUCUUCUUCCAUAAAUCAGUGCGUUGCCCACUUGCUUGUAUUAUCAUCUUUUGCCCUGGUUACAUAAACACUGAAGUGGUUUGGUACACAACCAGCACCUGACCAGUGUAAUCAGCGCUCAUGUCCUACUGUGCUUUAUCUUCAUUUGUUACAUUACAACUUGCAAAACUUUAACUUGUUACAUUAAUUUAUCAUCAUUGCCAAAUUUGACAUUGGAUGUUUGGACCUGACAUGGUUGUUGAGAUAGGAGGGUCAUUUAUCUCCUAAAGUGGGACUAAUGUGUUGUAAUUGGAGAGAACAUAUGGAAAAGGGAAUGCUAAAAUUCAUGGUGAACUUCUGGAACUUUACAUUGAAUUCAUCAACAUUUCUUACCAUGGUUGGAGGAUAAAAUGCUGAUUAUGAAAUCCAGUCCUAGUUUGGGUUCAGCAUAUAUGGUUAUGCUUACUUUAUAAUCUUUAUAUCAUGAGAUUAAGUGAUCAAAGGCUUUCCUUUUGGAGGCUGGAGACUUUUUUUGCUUCUAACGUUCUAUAGGUCUAUCCGCUUUUAUCAGUGAAUGAGCUAAAAUGUCUAAUAAUAAACUGACCUGCUGUGUUCCGCUGGUUUUAUCAAUAACCGUAAGGAAGCUAAAUGUAACAAUAUAGAAGCAGGUGAAACAACAAUGGCUACUUUUGUUGCUUGGAAAUAUAUAUCUGCAUAAAAUCUAUUAAUAAUAGCUACCUUUUGUUGUUUGGAAUAUAUAUAUAUAUAUAUAUAUAUAUAUAUAUAUAUAUACUAGUAACUGUAUUCUUAAAACAAUUAGUUAUUGAUUGAAUUCAAGUAUAUAGGUAAUUCUUUAAGAUUAUAAUAUAUGGAGCUUGGAGCACAUAGCAGUAAGAAAUUGUUAGCUUGCUGAAUGUGUAUUAGAGAAAAGGAUGCAUGGCAUCAGAUUAUUACCAUCUGGCAAUUGGCUGCAGGGAGGGAAGAAAAGGGCAAUAAAAUUUUGCAAGAGAAAUAGAGAUACUGAAGAUGAACCAAAAUUACCAAGGGAGCAACCCUGAUGGUUCGGCAGAUGUCCCUGUGAAGCGCAAAAGAGGUCGCCCGCGUAAGUAUCCCAAACUAGAUCUUGAGGAGAAAGCUCGUAUCCCAAAGGAUCAGAAUUUAAACCGUAGGGAGAGUCAUCGUGUCCCUCCAGGAUUUGAAGGGGCCAAUGGAAAUCAGCCCCGUCAAGUUGAUUCAAUUGAUAAUGCAAAUGAUGGCAUGGCGGGCCAGGUUGUUUCUGGUGUCAUUGAAGCAGCAUUUGACGCAGGAUAUUUGCUGAGUGUUAGAGUUGGCAACUCUGACACCACUUUGAGGGGUGUUGUCUUCAAGCCUGGACAUUACGUCCCUGUUUCAGCUGAGAAUGAUAUAGCCCCUGAAAUGCAAAUGAUCAGGCGAAAUGAGGUUCCCUUCUCAGCAGAAAAUUAUACCCAGGGGCAUGGCUAUAACCCUCGAUCCAGAGAGAGGGAGCAGAAUUUUAAUUCCCAUAGGAAUGGAACUCACUCAUUGAAUGAAGUACCGAUCGUCAACCAGUGUGUACCUAAGUCUGCUAACCUUGUGGCUUCGAAAGGCAAACAGGUGCCUUCCGUUGCGGCUCAAACCGCUCGCCCUGUAAUCCCGAAGGGCAAUGUAGUGCCUGUUGUACUCAAACCUGUUAAUGGGAUAGCACUUGCCAACCAACCAUCUCCAUAUGCUAUCCAAGCUGCUCAUUUGGUAGCCUCGAAAAGCAACAAGGUUGUUAGAGGUGCUCAAUCAUCAGAUGGUUCAAUAGUCAACAACCAGGUGCCAGCAGUCGAAAACCAAGCACCUCCUCCUCAACCUCAAGCCAGCCACCAGUUUACAGCAAAAGACUCGCAAAGUGAUAAUGUUCCUUUCACUCGACCACCAGAAGAGGUCAGCAAGAAAAUUCAAGCUCCUUCAGAUUCAGCAAAGACAGGAAUAGACGGUAGCACAUUAGCCGGUAAAACGUCAGUCAAAGGUUCUGGCCAUAGGCUGGUAGAUGGAGUUGAUGAUAUAGAUCAGCCCCUCUUAAUUGAGCCCCUGCAGUCUGUACAGCCUGAUCUGCGUACCCAACCCGACCCUGCUGCAAAACCUUUUGAGAAUAAUAUAACUGGAAAAAUGACGGAGCUGUUGCAGCGCUUCGAAAAGGUUUUGCAGGAAAGCACAAUGGAGAACCAGGUGCCUCAGGCUGAAGAGUCAGCAACAGCUUCUGUGCUGAAGUUAGAAGAGCCCAGAAACUGAUCUUGGAGAUACAGAAACUGGUCAUCCAGAGAGACAAUCCUAAGCAUCAAGUGUCUGAUAAAUAGAACCCGCUUUGGCCUGGUAUUUUUUUACCUGCAAUUGACAUAAGUCCCAGAACUGGCCGGAAUCAGUCAAUCCUGGAGAGGUAGGAGGCUGCGGAGGAUCCAUAUUUGGUUAAACCUUCAGGAUCUGACCUUGUUACUUAGACUUUAUGCCUUUUGUCAGUUUGUAGUUUUAAAGUCCUCCUAGCUUAUAGUGUUUAUAAUUUAUUCAGAUUGGAGGAGUAGCUUGAUGUUGGAUACCUGUACUGCUUAUAUGCUUACAUCAGUUUUGUUCAAGUA